AUGGCCGACUCGCAGACGCUGAAGAAAGGCGCGCCGGAGCUGUUUACGUAUCCCUCCGCCGUCGGUGCCGAUAGCAUUCGCGUCGUCAAGAUAUGUCCAGCGGGCAAUGACCCAACCCACCUGACAAAUCCAGCCGGAACCAAGCCUCAGAUUGAGCUCCUGAUCAAGACAGUUGCUUUUGAGGACCGUCCGGUAUAUCAUGCCUUAUCGUACACAUGGGGCGCGGCGGACUUCGACACCGAGCCGUCUCGCGACACGGUGCCCAUCAUACUCGGCGGCAAGACCUUUUACGCCAUGCAGAAUCUGCAUGACGGUCUUCUUCAGCUUAGAGAGAGCUUUCCCGACACGUGGUUCUGGAUCGAUGCGAUUUGUAUAAAUCAAGACGACCUCACGGAGCGCUCGACGCAGGUUUCCAUCAUGGACGACGUUUACACCAAUGCCCAUCGGACUGUCGUCUGGCUCGGCAAGGCAAAGCCGGGGAUCCCGAGGGCUUUCGAGGUCAUCGCCGAAGUGAUGAGGAGAAUAGAGGAAGAAGCAGGGUUGUCUGUCUGGGUGGCCAUCUCAAACUCCGAUUUCGAGUCUUUGAGAGGCGUGGAAAUGCCGGAACUCACCUUGGACGAUUGGAGGUGUGUUACCGAUUUGUACGCCCGGAGAUGGUUUUGGAGGAUGUGGGUCGUUCAGGAGGUAGCGCUGAGCACCACCGUCGACAUGCUUUCCGGAGAUACGACUAUGCCUUGGGACGUCGUAGGCGGGUUUGCGGCGUUGACGAACCUCUCGGGGAUCCUUACGGAGGCAUACGUUCGAUUUCCGGAACUUACCACGUCGAGGAGAGAUGGGACUUUGGGGUUAGGCGUAGCGACGCAAAUCUACGUCCUGAGAUCGCUGUGCCGCAUGAAGCAGGGCGAGGAUGAGCCGCUCAAAGAAGACGGAAUAAAGGCUCUUUUGGAUUUCCUCGGAGGGACGAUGUUGUUCGAUGUCACGGAUGCGCGAGACAGGAUUUACGGGUUGUUCGGUAUCUUGAAGUUUUACGCAAAGUAUGGCAGCUUCGAUGUGUCCUGGGCGACGGUGGAUUACAGGUCUACGGCUCCGCAAGUGUAUACAACCGUCGCAGAGAACAUAAUCACGAGUUCAAGACGGCUGGAUAUCAUAUGCUGGACAGGAAAGGCGGUAGCCAAACUGGAAGGGCUUCCUUCUUGGGUCCCAGACUGGGGUCGUCGUACGGUCGGGUAUCCGCGCGAGGGGAGCGGGCAGGACGCGUCUAAUAGUCUCGCAGUGCGGGACCUAUCGUUCGAAGUACGGGAUUCGAAGCUGUUUUGCCGGGGCCUCAAGAUCGGUGCUGUCGUUGCGGUUGGGGAGAGGCAACGACAGCUGCAUGAUGGUGAUUUCCGGAGAACCGCUUCGAUUCUGAUGAGGCUGCCUGCGCGUUACACUCAUACGGGCCAGCCGCGUGUCGAGGCUCUCUGGCGCACGCUGCUGAGAGAUCGCAAGUCACAUGAAGAUGAGAAGUUGGGGGCAAGCGAUGAUAUGGGGGCGGCUUUCAAGGUAUGGGCUCUGCAGGCUUAUGCACAGGGGGCCGGUGGUUCUCUCAAGCAGCCUGGAGCGAAGUGGAUGGACAUCGUGAAGGAGGCCAAGGUGUGUGAUGAACUUGCGGCAAGCGACGAGACGCGUCUGUUCCCUUCGACGGACGACUUGAAGAAGCGUCUUGGCGAGAUGGGCUGGUUGGGCAAAGAGAGUGAGCUGCCUCUGCCGUCGGAAGAGGAGAAGCAGAAAACUAUCAAGAGCAUCGAAGGGGGGUUCUUUAAGUGGGGUUCUCUGUUCAACGCCGCAAUGGAAGGGAGACAACUCGCCUUACUCGAGGGGGACUACCUUGCCAACCUGCCUGACAGCCUCGAUGUUGGUGACGAGGUGUGGGUGGUACAGGGCUGUCACCUUCCUCUGCUCAUGCGGAAGGGGGAGAAUGGCGAUGGCUGGGUGAUACUUCGGGACGCAUACGUUCACGGAAUCAUGUCAGGCGAGGCAGUUACGCAGGAUAUAGUAUGGGAAGAUAUUUGCAUUCGCUAA
This is a messenger RNA of Colletotrichum truncatum, 2061 nucleotides long. RefSeq names its product ankyrin and het domain protein. The record is from RefSeq and is a predicted model, not a curated record. Lineage: Eukaryota; Fungi; Ascomycota; Sordariomycetes; Glomerellales; Glomerellaceae.